Molecule: messenger RNA, 3891 nt
Organism: Sclerotinia sclerotiorum 1980 UF-70
Lineage: Eukaryota; Fungi; Ascomycota; Leotiomycetes; Helotiales; Sclerotiniaceae
Exons: 4
Coding region: 1-3891 (1296 amino acids)
Biological process (GO): early endosome to late endosome transport
Cellular component (GO): transport vesicle; tubular endosome; late endosome
Molecular function (GO): SNARE binding; phosphatidylinositol binding; guanyl-nucleotide exchange factor activity
Source: RefSeq, a predicted model, not a curated record
AUGCCAGUACCAAUCAAUCGUACUAAGGUCCCUGCUAGAUACUCCAUAUUACUAGUACCUACUACCGAAGUCCUCCUAACCUCCCGCGAUCGAGAAACCGGCGCGCUUUACGCAGACCUUGCAGGAUCGGAAGACUUCCUGGGCAGUCAUGUCUUGCGAAUACCGGCCAACCAUGCUGCGACCGCGGGAGGGAAGGAUGCGCCAAAUAUGCGGGAAACCCGGGGAAAGGCAAAACAAUAUACAACUGUCAAUGGAAGGACUGUCGUGAUCAAAGAUGCUUUUGUCUACAGUAAUAAGGGAUUCAAGACCUUGAACCAAGCGCAACUUUUAUCUGAUACUUUAUGGUACCCAGAUUCGCUCGAACCACGGCAAUGGCUUGUCUACUACAUAUCAAGACCUCUGGUUGGCAUAUUCGAGGAAAUCAAGAUCGCAACUGCAAUGCUAGCCCCGAGGCUCCCGGAUGGUAGGCCGAUGCUCCCACCCAGAUCGCCUUCAGUAGCGGACUCCACCUCUAUGAAUGGACUUCCUCGCAAAAAGGAUAUAAAGAGUUUCAGCGAGCUUUUAACGAAUUUUCCGAUGAUUGCGAGACAAAUGCAACCCGGAUUGGAGGCCCUCUUUAAGGAGUUCAAUCAAGUAUUUGAAAAGCAAUUACCUCCUCCUCCAUCAGCUGCGAACAUUCCAGACCCUGUCCCGGACGGGCCCAUAGCUACAGCAAUGAAGAAAGCACGGUCCAGUAGUUUCUCAAAUCCCGGUCGACCAAAUGGGCAUGUGCAACGUUAUGUCGUUGAUUUCUAUACCGAGGAUGAUGAGAAUGUCAUGCGGGGCGCUUUGGAGACCGCAGUUACGUCUGCGAUCGAUCUCUUCCAGAUGGUCGACAAGCAACAACUUUCUCUGCUUGGAGCUACGACUGAUCUUACAGGCCCAAUUGUGGAACGUUUGAUUGAUCGUUAUGUUACCGAGCAAUUGCACGAUACCAUAUUAUUUCCGAGACUAUGUACAAUGAAACGCCCCGAAGACUUGGAGUUGGAAUCUAAAAUCAGACAGAUGGAAUUUGUGGAUAUCUCACAAGUUGGUAUACCAAUUCAAGGUGGUCAUCAAGGAAAACAUGAACUCACAUUACGCCUUGGUCGUGCUGUCGAAGAAUUUCGAAAAUUGAGUGUAGCAGGAAGCCCGCAGCAGAUGAUGGAUAUUUUACUUGUAACGUUGAAAACGGUGACGCAGCUCAUUGAGAUUCCAGCGAGCACAGGGGGGCCUACUUCUUCCGAGAAAGUGAGCUCUGUUUUGACCAUCAAUGCUGAUACUCUCGUUUCGCUACUAUUAGUUGUGGUCAUAAGGGCACAGGUUAGAUACCUCCAGGCUCGCCUCCUAUAUAUGCGCCACUUCAUUUUUGUAGAUGAUGUGGAAAGUGGUGAGAUGGGAUAUGCACUAAGCACGUUUGAGGCCGUCUUAUCAUAUCUUGCAAGGGAUUCAGGAGGUCUUCGGAAAGCUAGCCGGCGGAACCACAAAUUGUGGGCAGCAACUAAGAAAGGCGACUUGAAAGAAAUGAUGAAAAUUAUGGAGCCAGAACGAGAACUCUCUUCGGACGAGGAAGAAUCUGACCACGAGGAAGCUAUCGCAGACGAGAUAAUCGAUGAGAAUAGGCCAUGGGAUAGUUCAAAUGGACAUGCCAGACGGAGAUCUUCUGGAGCCGCUGCCACGAGGCUUUCUCAAACAUCUACCCUCACUCAUGUCUUUCCUUGGCAAUAUCUACAUGACGGUGCAGAUGAAGAGCGACUACCACCGCUGCGGAGGCCUAAAACAGUCACCAUGGAUGUGCGAAGUUUAUCUAGUAGCUCCGAGAUAUCUUUCAGAUCACGCGCUACCACGAUUGACUCUACAAGUAGCGGCAUCGAAGGUGAUACGUCAAUAGAACGAUUAUCGCAAACCGAGGAUUCAUCAGGCGAAUCUGUUCCCAUGAUGGCCGUUCAACACGAGAGACCGGAAGCUCUUCAGUAUCUUUUGUCGUUACAUGACUACUAUCCGCUACGAGCUGUUCUUGAGGAUACGAAUAAUGAGGGAACAACCUUAUUGAGUGCUGCUGUGCAGUUGGGACAUACCGAACUCAUUAAUAUAAUACUUGAUUUUGUUUAUCGAGCUGCAUCAGAAUUGAUCGUCAUUGGAUAUCUUUCGCGGCAGGAUGUCAACGGCAGGAGCGUAGCUCAUUUUUUGUUCAACUAUCCGGAGCUUAUUUCGAGAGUCGGGCGUUUAUUGCCCUGGAGGCAGAAAGAUAAGAAUGGCCAAACGCCACUUUUUGCGUUAUGCAGAUCAUACGAUCAUGGACGCUAUAGACCCAUGGUAGAGGCAGCAAUUGCUGCAGCUACGGCUUAUCAGGGAGAUGGUCAACCUUUACACUUAGACGAUCAUGUUGAUUUGAAGGGCAACACGCUCUUACACAUUGUCAACGAUCCUCAAAUAGCAUUACAACUUCUUUCUCAUUGCGACUCUGAUGUUAACGCGACCAACGAGAAGAAAUUCACACCACUCAUGGUAGCUAGCAAAUAUGGUAGACUAGAAAUGGUUCGAGCUCUAUUUUCGGAUCCUAGAGUAGACCUUUUUGCUAAGGAACUUCGUGGCUUGACAGCGGUUGAGCUUGCCAAAGAUGAUGACGUACGGAAUAGAAUUGACGAUUUAAUUUUAUUCUCAGGGUUACCAGCCACUGAUGGAAGGAUCACGGCUGUAGUUAGAUCAUUUUUCGUUGAGGAUGCAACUAUUCGAUUGGUACUCAAAUCUGGCGCACCCUCGGGGCCUCAAAACUUUACCGUCACCACUUGUCGACGUUCGCUGUCCGACUUUGAACAUCUAGCAAAAUUACUCACUUUAGAAAACCCAGCUUCGUGGCUGCCAUCUAUAUCAGGGAUGAGGUCACCUUUUCAAAUUCCUUCAAAGCCUUCGAGGGCUGUUCUAAGAGAUAUCCAAGUCCAUCUUGAUGCAUUUUUGAAGAUUCUACUAGCACAUACAACCUUUUCAACACAUGAGAUGUUAUGGGAAUUCUUUCUGGUACCAGAUAUACAGGCAGAGAUGAUGGAGCAAAGGUCUAAGCUGAAGGCUGAGGCAAGGGUAGAAACAGUAAGGGAAGAAUAUCAGCCAAUCGGUGAUGUUCGCGAUGUCGAGCAAUUCGUAGAUCAUGCAAGAGAUAUGGUCCGAAGUGUCAACUACUCUACCAAGAGUGUAGCACGUAGGGCCAAUAUGGUGGCGAUUGUCACCACGGAUCUUUACGAUGCUUAUAAGCUUUCCACUCGCGCAAUUUCUACCCUUACGUUCCUUCCUCAAACUCAUAUAUCUGCUCUUGAAGCUUAUACCCAAACACUUGCUCCAUCAUCCACUUCCCCAUAUUCUACCUUCCAUACAACUAUCCUUUCAAUCCACAGCACCAUAAUCGCCAUGCUUCUUUCUCUCUCGCGUCCCACCUCACUCAUAUCAUCGAUCACUACAUCCCGCAAAUCUAUCGAACGUUCCUACAACUCCCUUUCUCGAUCAACUCGUUGGCCACUAGGUCUUCUUGAUGAAACUCGGCAACGUUUAAACGAAGAAAAGGAAGACAAAGUCCGAAGAACAAAGGAAGAAGUCGAGGAAACUGGAAGGGAACUAAGAUACACACAACAGGUCGUCGCAGCAGAGCUGGCUGGUUGGCAAGAUUUACAUGAGAAAAUGGGGAGGAAAGCCGUGAAGGAUUUGGCGCAAGCAAUGCUUGUUAGGGAACGUACGACAUUGGAGGGGCUAAGAAGGGCGGUUAGAAGAUUGAAGGUUGGGGAAGAAAGGAUUAUAGAUGUUGGAAUGGAGGAAAGUGAAGAUGAGGACGAGGUUGGGGAGACGGAGGCGAGUGGUAGUCAUAUUGAAAGUAUCGUUAUGUAG